UUUUGAUGUAAGAUGGCAUCAGCAAGCAGUUAUUUAUUUACUUUUUUGAAGGGAAAUAAGAUUGUCUUGCAAGUCAAUUGAAUUGGAAGUUUACCAAUAGAAAAUCACAACUCAUUUCCUCAUGUUCCAAUAUUCAACACCCACCGAAAACUCCGACCUUGAAAAAUGAAUCGAUAUGGUGUUAUGUUACAUGGAAAUGACGAAGUUCACCCGCGUUUAUUUAGGUUAACUGAAUCGCAUUUCAGAUUAUUUAUAAACUAUGGGAUGGGGUUUAGUAAUAGGCAACCAAUAUAGAUUUUGUGAAGGUGUUGGGAAUAUUGAAGAACGAAAUGGCGCUUUCAAGAGCAUUUGGUUUUUCCAAGCCUCGCCCGCCUUCCAUGGACAUGAUCGAACGUAAUCUUUAUCUCUGUGGUAUAGAUGAAGUUACUGAUAUCGAAGUAUUGAAACAGCAUGAAAUAACACACAUACUGACCAUAAAUGAUAUUCCCCUGCCAGGAUUCGUGAAAAGGGCCUGUCCCUACAUGAAGAUGAAGUUUAUCAUGGCAGAAGACGCACCUCAUUCGGACCUUCUCUCGUAUUUUGAUGAAACAUAUGAAUUUAUCAAGGACGGUUUGUCUCGGGGCGCAGUGGUGGUGCACUGUGUGAUGGGGGUUUCGAGAAGUGCUACUAUAGUUAUCGCAUAUCUCAUGAAGAAGUACAAAUUGAGCUACAGGAAAGCAUCAGCUAUGGUAAGAUCAAAACGACCUGUUUGUCCCAAUACUGGAUUCGUUAAACAGUUGGAAAACUAUGAGCAAUUGGGGUAUAAUACACUCUAUAGGUUUUCUAGAAGGUAUUGAUAAUGAAGUGAAUAAAGAGCAGCUAUUUGUUGAA
Messenger RNA from Leptinotarsa decemlineata (Colorado potato beetle), 870 nucleotides. RefSeq names its product dual specificity protein phosphatase MPK-4-like. NCBI's taxonomy places the organism in Eukaryota, Metazoa, Arthropoda, Insecta, Coleoptera, Chrysomelidae. The record is from RefSeq and is a predicted model, not a curated record.